Anneissia japonica is the source of this 2451-nucleotide messenger RNA. Its product is annotated as solute carrier family 15 member 4-like. Gene Ontology annotation, biological process: transmembrane transport; oligopeptide transport. Gene Ontology annotation, cellular component: membrane. The transcript has 6 exons. The record is from RefSeq and is a predicted model, not a curated record. The coding region runs from base 126 to 1922 and encodes 598 amino acids. Gene Ontology annotation, molecular function: transmembrane transporter activity. Lineage: Eukaryota; Metazoa; Echinodermata; Crinoidea; Comatulida; Comatulidae.
GUUUAAAGGUAGACCAGGAAGCAAAACAAAACAGAACAACGAAAGUGAAUGUGAAAUGAGUGGUGAAUCGAGCAGUAUUUUGAGUAUAAUGAUUGAUUUAAACAUUUGAAGAAUAUUUAAAAAUAAUGUUGAGGUACCGGGAGACAGAGAAUUCCCCCUUGUUAGAGAGACAGAACUCUUCUGACGUUCGUCGUAGAGUCAAAAUAAAAGCUGCAUGUAUUACAAUAUCGUCGACUCAAAUGUUGGAGAGAGUUGCGUUUUAUGGUGUGUCCGCAAACUUGGUUUUAUUUCUGAAUCAAGAACCACUUCAUUGGCCUGCAGAUGAUGCUGUUCAAACGACUUUUAUUUUCACUGGACUGGCUUACAUGUUUGCUAUUGUUGGUGGCAUACUUGCAGACUCAAUUUUCGGUCGUUUUGUAACAAUCUUGGGAAGUUUUAUUAUAUAUAUAUUAGGAAUGGUACUUCUAACGUUUCUGGGCCACGCAGCUGAAAAUGUCGAGAAUGCUUUUGUAGUUUUGUGUGGUAAAAACAUCGAAUGGGUGAAGAUGAAAUUUAAUAACCCAGGUCCUGUGACGACAGACGCUACUAUGCAUGGUAACUGCAGAACUCCAGUUUACAUUGCUAUCGUAUUAGUAGCUAUAGGAUCUGCCAUGUUUAGAGCAAACAUUUCACCGUUUGGAGGUGAUCAGGUAAAAAAUGAAAGUACAACAGUGAUGAGAGCCUUCUUCAAUUGGUUUUACUGGGCCAUCAACAUCGGUGCAUUUCUAGCCUUAGGUGGUGUAUCCUUCUUACAACAGAACAUAAAUUUCUUUAUUGGUUUUAUGGUGCCCGCAGCUGCACUGGGCCUUUCGAUGAUUUUAUUCAUUUUUGGACGACCGGUUUAUGUAAUAAGAAAGCCAACUGGAAGUGUGUUGGCCAACAUUGGCAGAAUAGUAGCGGAGGCCUUCAGGGGAAGGUCGCGAAGACGGCGUCAUUUUGCCAGACAAGACAGCAACCACAUUCUGAGUCCAUUAGCAAAGCCGUCCUACUUGGAUAUGGCAAAAGUUCGCUAUGGUGGAAGUUUUCAUGAUUCCAUGGUGGAUGAUGUCAAGAGCCUGAGUACCAUCAUUUUAGUGUUUGUCGCCCUCAUUCCAUACUGGAUAGUUUACUUCCAGAUGCAGACGACAUUCUUGUUGCAAGGCCUUCAUAUGAGAGUGACAGUAAAACCUUUAUGUCAUCACCACAACAGGAGUGAAAACACCACCUGCUUAAGUCAUAAAGACAAUUUUAUGUUCCCAGCAGCAUGGCUGACGGUGUUCAAUGUUGUCACAGUCCUGUUUAUGAUCCCCUUGAUGGAGCGCAUCGUCUACCCUUACCUUGAUCGUCGAGGGUGGCACAUCUCCCUCCUUAAGCGCAUCAACAUUGGAAUGGUUUUCGUCAUGUUAGCAGUUAUUUGUGCCGGAGUCUUAGAAAAAUAUCGUCUGCAAAGGUUACGUGUUAGAGGGCCAUGGCUGCAGACGAUUGGCACAACGCAGUACUAUGCUGCUGAUAUGUGGAUUUUUUGGCAGAUACCCCAGUAUACAUUAAUUGGUAUUAGUGAAGUCUUUGCAAGUGUGGCAGGUCUUGAGUUUGCCUACUCGCAGGCUCCUAAGUCCAUGCACAGCCUCAUAAUGGGCCUCUUCUACUUUUCAGGAGGUUUAGGAAACAUUUUUGGAGAACUUCUUUACUCUUUUACAAAUGAAGUGUUUAAUUGGAAAUCCACAAAAGACACAGCCAAUAUUAACUAUGCAAAAUUAUCAUAUUAUUUUUUCCUUCUGGCUGGAAUUCAGUUCCUCACUAUAGUGAUUUUUAGUCUUGUGUCUCGAGCGUAUGAAGCAAAAGAAAAGAAAGAGAAGCAAGGACCUAUUGCCAUCCAACGGAGUGUCACACCACCAAUGGAUUAGGCUUUCUGCCAACAUCUGGCAUACAUCAUAUUUACCAGAGGAGUGGUUGCUUUACUGUGAUGGCAGUAAAUACAGAAGAGGCAUCAGGCUCUACAGGUUUAAAUGCAAAUAGAAUUUCUAUCUUCCAAAUGGCAUCAAUCUUGUGAAAGCACUGUAUAUGGGGGAAAAGGGGAGGGGUAAAGAUAGAUAUAGGAGAAUAAUACAUAACUCGCAGCGUAAUUGUGUUGAAUUGUGUAUAACAGUGGUCCAUGACUACUAGGCCGCUGUAGACGCUUAUAGUAACUUUGUGUUUACAUUCCACAACAACAGGGGCUGAAAUGAAUCGUAGCGUCGGUGUAACCCCUACUUGUCCGAAAAAUGGAAUGAGUUCUUUAAAGUGCACACCAGAUGUGUUGGACCUCCAUUUUAAGGCUUGGUUUUACCAUCUAAACCCUGAGCAAGAAGUGGCUCGAACCUGCACCGAUGCGCCUUACAAUAAUACACCAUGAGACGAUUUAGAAUUUAUCUCUCUUCAUACUUAUAUAUACAG